Mesorhabditis spiculigera is the source of this 714-nucleotide messenger RNA. Lineage: Eukaryota; Metazoa; Nematoda; Chromadorea; Rhabditida; Rhabditidae. The record is from the annotation of a GenBank genome assembly.
AUGUGCGAUAUUGAUGACAGCAUUCCGGGCGCUCCAAUGGAUGCCAUUGUGAGAAGCCCCGAGCAAUCAAAUGCCGAUCGUACGGAGUCAAGCGAGCUCUCAUCUCCCACACCAAGUGAUAGACCCGAGUCGCCGCUUGUCGUCGGGCGUCCCAAUGAUGAUGCUUCAACCCGUAAAGUUUCUGUUGAUGAAGGAUUGAUGACCAAGGAGCGAGAAGUGGCUGAACAUCAAAUCCGGGCCCACGAUGCAAAAAUCCCAUGUCAUCAUUGCAGCAAAAACCUCGAAUCCGUUUCGCAGCUUGCCUAUCACAUGGAGAAACGGCACCCUAGCGAGCCCUUAUCAUGUUACUACUGUAAGGACGAUUUUUCGUCGAAGGUUUCCAUUGCCGGAAAAGUUGAUUGGCAAACCUAUCGGAAGCAUAUCUAUCAGGAGGUUUUGAAAAAGAAAAUGUAUGUGCUGGCCUCAAAAGAUUCGAAAGAAAGUGAUCUUGUUGCGCUUCGGGGAGUUGGGCGAUGUCCACAUGGUCCACCCGUUAAAUGCAAAAAUUUUCCCAAUUGCCCUGGCGAACGUUGCAUCUAUUCACACGGCCUUUGUCGUUUUGACAAGACAUGCCAGAAGCAAACAUGCCCAUUCGAUCAUGCUAGCCGCCCGCGCACCUGUAUGACCUGCUUGAACGAUAUCAAGGGCGGCAGAAGUGGUGGCCGUAAUCGUCAU